AGAGGUAGAAGGCAGUGGGGACAUAAAUAGUGGGAUUUCAAAGUUUGAGUAGUGUAGCACUUAAUUUUAAAACGUUUAUUUUUUCUUUCGAGAAUUAACGAGUGUCAUUAUUAUUUGUGCGAUAUUUAUAUUGUUGGUUGUAUUUUUGUGUGUUAAUAUGAACACAAAUGUGUUGAAAAAAGACAAGAGAGAAGGCGUUUCUUAUCCCAUAAUAGAUCUUGAACACGAGCGUCCAUGCUUGGCAAAUGAGAGCGUUGGAGUGAGAGAUACCGUUGACACUCGUGAGGAAGGCAGGAGAAUGAGCCGUAGGAAGAAAGCAAAGGUCGAAUAUCGUGAGAUGGAGGAAAAAUACAGUCAGCUAUUGGACGAGGAAGAUGUGUCAGAUGCAUCUGAGAAGUCUAAAGCUGGGGGUACUGCAACUCCAGAAAAGAAGUUGACUUCUGUUCCAGAACCUAUGAAGAAGGAAAUUUCAUUACCACCGGAUCAACCUCCUGGUGCUACGAUUGCGCCUCCAGUCAAUGCAGUAAAGGCAGAAAAGGAUGAAGAAGUGGAACCAGAUUCAGAGCAGGAUGACCCAACUGGUUUGGAAGGAGCUGCAUUUCAGAGUCGAUUACCAUUCGAUAAGAUGAUAGCUACUGAAGCUGCUGGUUUCCCUGAUGUUGCCCAGGGACCACCACAGACUUUGAAAGUAUUCUUGCACAUCAGAAACAGACUGUUGCAGCUUUGGCUAGAGAACCCAAAACAGCAGUUGCUGUUUGAGAAUGCUCUGUCUCAGAUUGAACCUCCUUACAACAGCGAUGGACCAUUAGUCAUGCGAAUCCAUGCAUUUCUUGAAAGACAUGGCUUUAUUAAUUUUGGCAUCUUCAAGAGAUUUAAGAGUCUUCCUGCAAAGAAGCAUGGUAAGGUCAUUGUGAUUGGAGCAGGCAUUGCUGGCUUGGCAGCUGCUCAGCAAAUGCAACAGUUUGGAAUGGAAGUAGUUGUGCUGGAGGCAAGGGACCGAGUAGGAGGUCGGAUUGCUACAUUCCGUAAGGCUAAUUACAUUGCUGAUCUUGGUGCAAUGGUGGUCACUGGCCUGGGAGGAAAUCCAGUAACUGUUCUCUCCAAACAAAUCAAUAUGGAACUACACAAGAUCAGGCAGAAAUGUCCUUUGUAUGAAUCAAAUGGAAAUACUGUUCCAAAGGAUAAAGAUGAAAUGGUGGAGAGAGAAUUCAACCGUCUCUUAGAGGCAACAAGUUAUUUGUCACAUCAGCUGGACUUCAAUUAUGCUGGUGGUAAACCUGUCUCACUUGGACAAGCUUUGGAAUGGGUCAUCAAAUUACAAGAGAAAAAUGUUAAAGAAAAACAGGUACAACAUUGGAAAGCUGUGAUAGCUCUUCAAGAAAGAUUAAAAACUAAUCAACACAGAAUGUUAGCCCUGCGAGAGAAGAUUGAUGAGCUGAAUAAACAAUAUAAGGAACAGUGUGAGAGCAAAGGUCCAAGAGACAUUACUCAAGAGUUUGUUUUACGUUCAAAACUAAGGGAUCUUAAUAACUCCUGCCGUGAAUGGGAUCAGUUGUCAGAACAACAGAGAGAAAUCGAAGAUAAACUACAAGAAUUGGAAGCAUCACCACCAAGUGAUGUAUAUCUGUCAUCACGGGAUCGCCAGAUUUUGGACUGGCAUUUUGCAAAUCUGGAAUUUGCUAAUGCUACACCCCUCACCAAUCUUUCUUUGAAGCACUGGGACCAGGAUGACGACUUUGAGUUUACUGGAAGUCAUCUGACAGGCAAGAUAAAUUAUACAGACAUUUCUGCUUAUGUGUGCUUGCUUAUGCCUUCUUACAUUGUAUGUUUUCGUGUGAAAUAUGAAGAUACUGGUUGCUGUGAGAAUGAGAUGCCUGUUGUAUACACCAAGCUCAUUGACUUUGCUUAG
Cryptotermes secundus is the source of this 1909-nucleotide messenger RNA. Its product is annotated as lysine-specific histone demethylase 1A. The transcript has 12 exons. The record is from RefSeq and is a predicted model, not a curated record. Gene Ontology annotation, molecular function: oxidoreductase activity; protein binding. The coding region runs from base 158 to 1909 and encodes 583 amino acids. NCBI's taxonomy places the organism in Eukaryota, Metazoa, Arthropoda, Insecta, Blattodea, Kalotermitidae.